AUGGCCGAAGAAGCCAAAGCCAAAGGCAACGCGGCCUUCUCAUCCGGCGACUACACCACUGCCAUCAAACACUUCACAGACGCCAUCGCUCUUUCCCCAACCAAUCACGUCCUCUAUUCCAACCGAUCGGCGGCUCACGCUUCUCUCCACAACUACGCCGAUGCUUUAGAAGAUGCUAAGAAAACCGUUGAGCUGAAGCCGGACUGGUCGAAAGGUUACUCUCGGCUCGGCGCCGCUCACCUCGGCCUGAACCAAAUCCAAGACUCUAUCUCUGCGUACAAGAAAGGACUCGAGAUUGAUUCUAAUAAUGAGGGGUUAAAAUCCGGCUUGGCUGAUGCUCAAGCGGCUGCCUCCAGGAGCCGUGCAGCGCCGCCGCCGAGUCCGUUUGGUGAUGCUUUCUCCGGUCCGGAGAUGUGGGCGAAGUUAACGGCGGAUCCGUCGACGAGAAUGUAUUUGCAGCAGCCGGAUUUUGUUAAGAUGAUGCAAGAGAUCCAGAAAAACCCUAAUAAUUUGAAUCUGUACUUGAAGGAUCAGAGAGUGAUGCAGGCUUUGGGGGUUUUGUUGAAUGUGAAGUUUAGAGGGCCGAAUGCAGGGGACGAUAUGGAGAUUCCGGAGGAGACGUCUACUCCGCAGCCGUCUGCGCCGGAGAGGAAGGUGGAGGAGGAGAAGGUGGUGGAACCAGAGCCAAUGGACGUGACGGAGGAUAAGGAAGCGAAGGAGAGGAAAGCGCAAGCAGUGAAAGAGAAGGAGUUGGGGAAUGCUGCUUAUAAAAAGAAGGAAUUUGAGAAGGCUAUUGAGCAAUAUACAAAGGCAAUGGAGCUUGAUGAUGAGGAUAUUUCGUAUUUGACGAAUCGUGCUGCUGUUUUUUUGGAGAUGGGAAAGUAUGAUGAAUGUAUCAAAGAUUGUGACAAAGCUGUUGAAAGGGGUCGAGAGCUUAGAUCAGACUUUAAGAUGGUAGCAAGAGCAUUGACAAGGAAAGGAACUGCCUUGGCGAAAAUGGCAAAAUGCUCGAAGGACUAUGAACCUGCUAUUGAGACCUUCCAGAAGGCUCUAACAGAGCAUCGCAAUCCAGACACACUGAAGAGACUAAAUGAGGCAGAGAAAGCAAAGAAGGAUCUUGAGCAACAAGAAUACUUUGAUCCUAAAUUGGCUGAGGAAGAGCGUGAGAAAGGCAAUGAAUAUUUCAAGCAGCAGAAGUAUCCAGAGGCUGUGAAGCACUACACAGAAUCUUUGAGAAGGAAUCCUAAAGAUCCCAAGGCAUAUAGUAACAGAGCUGCAUGCUACACCAAACUGGGGGCUAUGCCUGAGGGAUUGAAAGAUGCAGAGAAGUGCAUUGAACUUGAUCCAACUUUUUCAAAGGGUUAUACAAGAAAAGGUGCUAUUCAAUUCUUCAUGAAAGAGUAUGAUAAAGCUUUGGAAACUUAUCAGGAGGGUCUGAAACAUGACCCCCAGAACCAGGAGUUGCUAGAUGGUGUCAGAAGAUGCGUGGAGCAGCUCAAUAAGGCUAGCCGGGGUGACCUAAGUCCUGAGGAAUUGAAGGAGAGACAGGCCAAGGCAAUGCAGGACCCAGAAAUUCAAAACAUUCUCUCAGAUCCUGUUAUGAGACAGGUGUUGGUUGACUUCCAAGAGAAUCCCAAGUCGGCUCAGGAACACAUGAAGAACCCGAUGGUGAUGAGCAAGAUUCAAAAGCUUGUCCAUGCUGGAAUCGUUCAGAUGAGAUAG
Messenger RNA from Dovyalis caffra, 1722 nucleotides. The record is from the annotation of a GenBank genome assembly. NCBI's taxonomy places the organism in Eukaryota, Viridiplantae, Streptophyta, Magnoliopsida, Malpighiales, Salicaceae.